Macrobrachium nipponense is the source of this 2488-nucleotide messenger RNA. It is a transcript of the gene Rpn1, whose product is annotated as 26S proteasome non-ATPase regulatory subunit 2-like. The record is from RefSeq and is a predicted model, not a curated record. NCBI's taxonomy places the organism in Eukaryota, Metazoa, Arthropoda, Malacostraca, Decapoda, Palaemonidae. Gene Ontology annotation, molecular function: enzyme regulator activity. Gene Ontology annotation, biological process: regulation of protein catabolic process; proteasome-mediated ubiquitin-dependent protein catabolic process. Gene Ontology annotation, cellular component: proteasome complex; nucleus; proteasome storage granule.
GUAUCUAGUCAACAUCAACAAACUAUUCAGCAGCUUUCCUCAGGCUUGUCACAAUGACGAAAGAAACAGCGAAAACCGAGAAAAAAGAAGGCAAGAAGGAAGAUGAGAAAAAGGAUGGAGAUAUUCAAGAAGAGCUAGAUGCAUAUCAGCGAGUGUGCUUGUACCUGACUAGUUGUGUACCGUAUGUACCUGAACCAGAGAAUACCAAUUUGCUCCAAACAUCUCUCCAGUUGUACAGAAAAUUUGGUGAAUAUCCCCAAGCUAUGAGGCUGGCUCUGCAGCUCCAUGACUAUGAGUUGACCAAGCAGCUGUUUGAUGAAUGUCCAGAUAAACUUGUGAAAAUGCAAGUUGCCUUCAUGUUGGGAAGACAGCAAGUGUUCCUCGAGUUGCCUGAAGAUAUGGAUGAUUAUGAAGAUUUCACUGAAAUAUUGUCAAAUUCUCAUCUCAACACCCAUUUUCUUUCUCUUGGUCGUGAGUUAGAUAUUAUGGACCCGAAAACACCUGAGGACAUAUAUAAAUCCCAUCUAGAGAAUAAUCGGCCAACUUUUGGCCCAGGCCAGAUGGACUCUGCCCGUCAAAAUCUUGCUUCAUCCUUUGUUAAUGGUUUCGUUAAUGCGGCCUUUGGCACUGACAAGCUUCUCACUGAGGAUGGAAAUAAAUGGUUAUACAAAAACAAAGAACAUGGUAUGUUAAGUGCAACGGCAUCACUUGGGUUGAUCCUUUUAUGGGACGUGGAUGGGGGUUUGACCCAGAUUGAUAAAUACCUAUAUUCUUCUGAAGACUUCAUCAAGGCUGGGGCAUUACUUGCUUGUGGUAUAGUGAACAGUGGUGUUAGGAAUGAAUGUGAUCCUGCCCUUGCCUUGUUGUCGGAUUAUAUAGGACACAAAACCAUGGUUAUUAGUAUUGGUUCAAUUUUGGGCUUGGGUCUGGCAUAUGCAGGGAGCAACAGAGAAGCAGUGUUGAAAGUACUGACUCCUGUAUUAGCAGAUGAAAAGAGCUCGCUGGAAGUUAUUGGUAUCACAGCUCUUGCUUGCGGAAUGAUUGCUGUUGGAACGUCAAAUCAACUUGUAGUCGAAGCCUUAGUCACCACACUGUUGGCUAAGUCUGAGACAGAGCUCAAGGAUACUUAUGCCAGGUUUAUUUCCCUUGGGUUGGCCUUGGCUUAUUUAGGUUGUCAAGACAAGUGUGAUGUUGUUUUGUCAUGCAUUGAGAAUUUACCUUCACCAUUCCGUCAGAUGACAUCAACUUUGAUUGAAGUGUGCGCUUAUGCAGGUUCUGGAAAUGUCCUCAAGGUUCAAGAAAUGCUUCAUAUUUGUACAGACCAUUAUGACCAGGAAGAGACAAAGAAAGACAAGAAGGAGAAGAAAGAGGACAAAGACAAGGACAAAGAUAAAGAUAAGGAUAAGGACAAGGAGAAAUCUGAAGAUAAAGAGGUGGAUCUGUCUUCACAGCAGGCUGUUGCAGUUUUAGGAAUUGCACUCAUUGCUAUGGGUGAAGACAUUGGUGCUGAGAUGUCUUUCCGUCAGUUCGGGAACUUGCUAAGAUAUUGUGAGCCUGUUAUUCGACGAGCUGUACCUUUGGCACUUGGUCUUAUAUCUGUGUCAAAUCCACGUUUAAAUAUCUUGGAUACACUGAGCAAAUUUUCUCACGACUCAGAUGCUGAUGUUGCUCAUAAUGCUAUCUUUGCUAUGGGGUUAGUUGGUGCUGGAACUAAUAAUGCCAGGCUAGCUGCAAUGCUUAGACAGUUGGCUCAAUAUCAUGCAAAGGACCCCAACAAUCUGUUCAUGGUACGUUUAGCACAGGGACUGACUCAUCUUGGUAAGGGAACAAUGACAUUAUCUCCUUAUCACAGCAAUCGACAGCUCAUGUCUCCAGUCGCUGUGGCGGGACUGCUUGCAACCUGUGUGGCUUUUCUUGAUACAAAAACAUUGAUUUUGGGCAAAAGUCACUACCUGUUAUACUGCCUCACAACCGCCAUCCAGCCGCGUAUGCUUGUUACAUUUGACGAACAACUCAACCCAUUACCAGUCUCAGUCAGAGUGGGCCAGGCUGUUGAUGUAGUUGGCCAGGCUGGUAAACCCAAGACCAUCACAGGUUUCCAGACUCACACAACCCCUGUUUUACUGGCACAUGGAGAGAGAGCAGAAUUGGCCACCGACGAAUAUUUGCCAUUAACAUCUAUAAUGGAAGGUUUUGUUAUUCUAAAAAAGAAUCCAGAUUAUGAGACGUAAAUUGUUCAUUUUAGUAGGAUGUUUAUUGCUGGUAUUAAUUGAAACUAUUGUAUGGCUUUUUUUUAAGUAGUGUAACAUAGCACAAUAUUUUUACUUAUGAAUAUAACUGAAGAUAAACAUUGACCGAAUUUUGAUAUUCAAAAUCUUUUCUCGGCCUGAAAAUCAUCCAUAAAUAAUUGUGUUAUGCUUUACAGUACAUAAUGGAAGUGGAUAUGUAUGUUACUAAUAUUUGUAUUUAAUAAAAAAAAUAAACUUUA